Messenger RNA from Betta splendens (Siamese fighting fish), 4390 nucleotides. RefSeq names its product solute carrier family 33 member 1 (gene slc33a1). The transcript is spliced from 9 exons. Gene Ontology annotation, cellular component: membrane. Lineage: Eukaryota; Metazoa; Chordata; Actinopteri; Anabantiformes; Osphronemidae. The coding region runs from base 286 to 1935 and encodes 549 amino acids. The record is from RefSeq and is a predicted model, not a curated record. Gene Ontology annotation, molecular function: acetyl-CoA transmembrane transporter activity.
GACACAUUUAGACGUUGCACACGGGACGCUUCCUGUUUCUUUUUGUUGAUAUUCACCGAUGUGAUCUUUAAAAAAGUCGAACGGUAGUUAUUUUCUUUCUUUUCUUUGCUUUGUUACAAUGGGACAUGAUUUUAAUAAAGGAAGUGGCGCAUAAUAUAGAUUUUUUGUGAAUUGGGUCUGUAGUUGCGCCGUCGGUUGCUGGUUGUUAAUUUAGCAUGCUUUCAUUCAUGUUGCUCUCACCAGAGUUAUUCAGGGCUCAGCUGGUUUGAUGCCCACUGCUUCAAGAUGGAGUCUCCAGAUUUCAGUAUACAUAAGAAUGGACGACAGAGAAAGCUGGUGGGUGCCAGCCUCUCGUCAGUAAACACAAGAGAUAUGGAAAAUGAGGAAACAUCUGCCUCUGAACCAGAUCUACAGGACGAUAUGGAGAGUCUUAUUAGAGAGGCAGGCUCAGAAGACAGGCGGCAUAAGGGCCGGCUUGGGAUUCGUGGGGAGCUGGGGAAUGUGUUGCUUCUUUUGUGUCUCUAUGUGCUGCAAGGGAUUCCUCUGGGCCUUGCUGGAAGUAUCCCUCUGAUCUUACAGAGUAAGAGUGUCAGCUACAAAGACCAAGCCUUCUUCAGCUUUGUCUUUUGGCCAUUUAGCCUCAAGCUGUUGUGGGCACCAAUGGUGGAUGCUCUCUACUUCAGCAGGUUUGGUAGAAGAAAGUCCUGGCUGGUGCCCACACAGUACCUGCUGGGUCUGUUCAUGUUGUACUUGUCUGUAACAGUCAAUUCACUGCUACAGAGUGAGGAAGGACCAAAUGUACUGACACUUACUGCAGUCUUCUUUAUGCUUGCAUUCCUAGCAGCCACACAGGACAUAGCUGUGGAUGGCUGGGCCCUGACCAUGUUAUCGAGAGAGAACGUGGGUUAUGCAUCAACAUGCAACUCUGUAGGCCAGACAGCUGGCUACUUUCUUGGAAAUGUACUCUUUCUGGCUCUGGAGUCUGCUGACUUCUGUAACAAAUACCUCAGAAUGGAGCCCAAAGAGACAGGAAUCAUUACUUUGUCAGAUUUCUUGUUUUUCUGGGGAAUGGUGUUUUUGGUUUCCACAACACUAGUAGCCAUCUUUAAAAGGGAAAAUCAACAGGGCAAAGGAAAGAGGAGAGUCCAGGAGGAGACACAAGGCGUCAUGGAAACCUACAAGUUGCUGUUCUCCAUCAUCAAGAUGCCCACAGUCUUCACCUUUUGUGCCCUGCUUCUCACCGCUAAAGUUGGUUUCUCUGCAGCAGAUGCCGUGACGGGUCUUAAACUGGUGGAGGCAGGAGUCCCAAAGGAACAGAUGGCAUUGCUCGCAGUGCCCAUGGUGCCGCUGCAGAUCCUUCUACCAGUGGUUAUCAGUAAAUACACAGCAGGGCCCAGACCUCUGGACAUCUUUUACAAGGCCUUCCCUUUUAGGCUGCUUAUAGGGCUGGGGUACGCUCUGCUUGUGUGGUGGACCCCAAGUGUAAAACAAGAAGGAGGCUUCCCUGUUUACUACUAUGCCAUAGUUCUGCUUAGCUACGCUCUGCAUCAGGUUGCUUUGUACAGUAUGUACGUGGCCUGCAUGGCCUUUCAUGCCAAAGUGAGCGACCCCCUCAUCGGUGGAACCUACAUGACCCUGCUAAACACAGUCACUAACCUUGGAGGAAACUGGCCCUCCACUGUGGCUCUGUGGUUGGUGGAUCCACUAACCUCUAAGGAGUGUCAGGGGGCUGCCGGCCAGAGCUGUGGCUCUUCAGAAGAGGCAGGGCUGUGUGUUAAGGAGGGAGGCGUUUGCGUCACAACAAUGGACGGCUACUAUGUGGAGUCAGUUGUGUGUGUUGUGAUUGGCUUAGCCUGGUGGAUCUGGUUAGGGAAGAAGAUGAAGCGGCUGCAGGAGCAGAGCCCUUCUGCUUGGAGGUGCAGAGUUAACCAGUAAUGAUGCUAUCAACAAACCAUGGACUCCAUGGUGCUGCACACUGCUGCACCUUCUCUUAUUCACCCAAAAUGCUAAAUGCUGAACACACUGGAAUUCCCUCCGCAUGGGUGUAAUUGAUUUCCUCUGGACUCACUGAUUCCCACUUUGUCACUAUUAUCAUAUUGAGGGACCUAAAUAUGAAGAAAGACACCGCCGUAUUGUUUGUGGAGGUUAAGGUCCUCAUUCAUGGCGAAGAACUCAACAGAAUACGAACUUCAUACUGUGCUGCUGGAAUCGCGUAUCCCAACUUAAAAUUCUCCGGGUUUUUAGGACCUGCGUGAAUCACCAAAUGGUUCAGGUUGUUACAUUUCAAUGUCCAAAGACACAUGGAAGUAAAACAAAAAAACUUUGAUGAAAAUACAGUUCGCAGCCUUACACUGGCAUUGAUUCAGUGUAAUAGUCAUUUGUAUAAAACGUCUGUUUUUGAGAUGUUUUUAUUCUUACUUUAAAUGAUCUGAUCUGCCAUCAUGCUAUUAAAUUCGACCUAUCUGGCAGACAACAUUGGUUCAGCCCAGUGUGAAGGACACCUGUUGCUUUUUAGCUCUGGACCAUUUCCUGGGUGAUCAUUUAAAUGUUUUAUUCCCCCAAACAUUUUGUGCCUUGCUUAGCAUAUCAAAAACUUUGAAGAUAUCCAGCAUCAACCAUUCCUAGCCAGGGUGGAGCUGCAGGGAACGUGAAUGUGCUGUUAAGGUGGUGCAUACUGUCCGUUUAUUUUUACAUAGGCCACGUAUGAAGCUGCUCACUACACAUUUCUUGAGAAGAAUUUUAAUGCACUGGGAAAUCUGCAUAGUUUCAAACUGAUGUCAUCAAUGGUUAAAAGCAGUAAUACGUAUAAAGUUCUGCAAUCAUUUCCCAUUUUGCUGAGCUUUGAUCAGUUCUACUCAUCUACUCCUUGAAUCUCCUGAGUGGGUUAUAAACUACAGAGCAAAUAUCAAGGUUCAGAUCUGGGAGAAUUCUAGCACAGCCCUCUAUGGGCAUUAUUUACGUAGGUGUUAUAAAAAAUGUGUUUGGCAGGAGAACUUACUGUAGUUUGAAUUUGUUAUUGGCUGAUCACCAAAUACGUUUACAGUACAACUAAAUGUUAGAUUUCUCCAAAGGCAGCGAUUAAAAAAAACAACCACUCUGGUUCAUGUAACAAAAGAUAAGAGAAAGUCACAGAUUUUUGCAAUUUCUUAUUUCUAGGGUCUCGUUUAUGACUGCAGUUAAGUUUAAAGAAUCUAUAACAGUUAUUAUUUUGGCCACAGGUUUCUCAUCAAAGCUCCUUAAGCUUUAUAUUACACAUACACACUUUCUGCAGCUUCACUGACCAGUUCUGUGGAUUCCAUAUUCCAUGAUGUUGCUACACUGUCUUUUGGACCAUUUGCAGUCAUUUGUGGCAGCAAAUCUCUUGUCUCAAAUGACAGCUGAGAUCAUUCAGUUAAGACAGCAUGUUUGCUUAUUUUAUUCUUUGUAUGUGAUUAUUGAUUUAAAAUUUUCUCUCUUUAAGUUGGGCUUUCAGCUCCUACUGGCUUGAUUGUGGUGAAUUUGAAUAUUUCAGUACAAUGUUACUGCACAUCCCUUUAAUUGAAAAUGUUCCACGUAAAUCUUUUUUUCUUUGCAAGAUGUUUGUUUGCACUUAGUCAUUCAUAAAUAAAAAUUAUAGCACAGGUUGAUAUCAUGAGAAACCAAUACAAUAUUAAGUGUUUGCUGCAGUGCUCUAUAACGUUUUGAUAAAACUUUUUAGGAUUUAAAACUAAAGAACACAUGUCAUUUAAAUCCUGUUAACUUGUCUGAAACACAAUGCAAGAAAGAAAAUAGACCAAAUUGACCUGAUUUUUUUAUUAUAAUGUUCCUUGUUUCUAAGGAAAUUCUAAAACUUCCCUCCUAAACAAGUGAACGCUGAUCCAAGAAGCUGUAAACACUGCUCCAAGGCUUUUGGAGCAUUAAAACCCCACAAUUGCAGACAGUGUCCAGAUCAACUGGUGUCUCAGUCCCUAAUAUAAAUUCACUCCAGGGUUGGAUGGGACCCGACACCUCAUCACGGGUGAGGCUCACAGUCUCCUGGUGGGCCAGGGCGGGUGGGUUCACACGAAGCAGCAUUGAGAUCAGUGACGUUUCAGGUUGUGAAUGGAACGAGUGACGCUAAUGUCGCAUCAAGCGGAGUUUGGCGUGUUAACUAAUCCUGUGAUGCAUCCCAUAGGGAAGUAUGGAUCCCACAGCAAAUAAACCAACAAGUCCUUUACAACAUCAAUCCUGAAAAUUGAAAUGUGUUUUUCUUUUUAAUUUAGGUUCUGGUUCAUUAUUGAUGUAUAGCACAGUUAAUGCAUUCAUUUUGUAAAAGAUAUAAAGCUAUAUUCAUCAAUUGUAGAAUCUCUUUGUCCAUUGCUCAAUCUUUUUUGUUCGCUUUCAGCAAUAAACCUAAUUCAUGUUUCAUUCA